Equus quagga is the source of this 1561-nucleotide messenger RNA. Its product is annotated as cell cycle control protein 50C-like. The record is from RefSeq and is a predicted model, not a curated record. Bases 478 to 1521 code for a protein of 347 amino acids. Gene Ontology annotation, biological process: phospholipid translocation. Gene Ontology annotation, cellular component: plasma membrane; endoplasmic reticulum; Golgi apparatus. Lineage: Eukaryota; Metazoa; Chordata; Mammalia; Perissodactyla; Equidae. The transcript has 8 exons.
AAGAGAGCAAUACGUGAAUGUCAAAGUACCUGUAAAAUGUGUAUCUGGCUAUCGCUCAAGAAUGUUGCCCCAGAAAUGUUUCACUUAUGACCUGUGAUGUGUAUGUCAACUUGGCUGAGCCACUGGAUGCCCAGAUAGUUGGUCAAAUAUUAUUCUGGGUGUUUCUGUGAGGGUGUUUUGGGGUGAGAUUAACAUUUAAAUCAGAGGACUUGAGCAAAUCAGAUUGCUGUUCACAAUGUGGCUAGGCCUUAUCUUGUCAGUUGAAAGCCUGAAUAGAACCAAAGGCUGACCCUCCCCCAAGCAAGAGAGAAUUCCACCUUCCAACGGAAACUCCUUCUGCCUGGUGGCCUUCAAACUGAGACAGCAGCUCUUACUGCUCUACAGCAGCUUUGGGCCUUCAGACUCACACUGGGACGUCAGCUUUUCAGAUUUCGGACUUGCCAGCCUCCUCUAUAAUCAUUCACCUGCAGGCCCCAAAUGAAGAGGACGCCCCAGGAUUGCCCGUCCAGACUGCCAGAAAACACUGCCGUGAAGCAGCAGCAGCUGCCGGCCUGCCGGCUACAGCUCUCAGCCACCGGAAUCCUCUCUGGCUUUUUUGCCACAGGAGUGUUCUGCCUUGGCAUGGGUGUCAUCCUUAUAUUGUCUGCCAAGAGCAGCACGGAAACAGAGAUUAAUUACACAAAAAUAUGUGCCAGCUGUGCAAAACUGCGGGAAAAUGCCAGGAAUUUCGACAAAGAGUGCACCUGCUCUAUCCCCUUUCACCUUACACAGACAAUGCGGGGUAAUGUUUAUAUGUACUACAAAUUGUAUGGCUUCUAUCAGAACCUCCAUGGAUAUCUUCUAUCCAGAAGUAAUAGCCAGCUGUUGGGUACAGAUGUAAAGGAUGUUGAAACAUGUGCUCCAUUCAGCAAGUCCCACGAUGGAACCCCCAUUGCUCCAUGUGGUGCUAUUGCCAACAGCCUCUUCAAUGACACCAUUAUUCUUUCAUACAAGCUUAAUUCAUCUGUGCACAUCCAAGUCCCCAUGCUAAGGAGUGGGAUUACGUGGUGGACAGAUAAGUAUGUCAAGUUCCGGAAUCCAAGUUCCAGUAAUCUUUCUAGUGCGUUUGCAGGAACCACUAAGCCCCCAUCCUGGCCUAAGCCUGUCUAUGAGCUGGAUGAAAACGAUCCAGGAAACAACGGCUUCCUUAACGACGACUUCAUCGUGUGGAUGCGGACGGCUGCCUUCCCCACUUUCAAAAAGCUGUACCGUCGACUCAGUCGAACACAGCAUUUUAUUGAAGGUUUGCCCGCUGGUAAUUAUAGUUUCAACGUAAGCUACAACUUUCCAGUAACCAGGUUCCAAGGAGAAAAAUCAGUUGUUCUUUCCACCCUGACAUGGAGUGGAGGCCACAGCCUUUUCUUAGGUCUCGCCUACACAGUGACAGGAGCCAUGACAUGGUUGGCUGCCUUUUCCAUGAUGGCAGUUCACUUGAAGCUGAAAGGAAAACGUUUUUCCCCCGACGAUAAAGUCAAGCUUUAAGAAGAAAAGCAGAAAACACAGAAAUGGACAGUGAAGUAAA